Purpureocillium takamizusanense is the source of this 4753-nucleotide messenger RNA. RefSeq lists its product as uncharacterized. The transcript has 3 exons. Bases 72 to 929 code for a protein of 285 amino acids. Lineage: Eukaryota; Fungi; Ascomycota; Sordariomycetes; Hypocreales; Ophiocordycipitaceae. The record is from RefSeq and is a predicted model, not a curated record.
UAGUUACACCGAGCUCGACAUACUUGGGACUCAACGAUUCAAAAAGAGCCGCAACCUGACUUUCAGACGCAAUGCAUAUGUUCUCGGUGUUGCUCGCCCUCGCUGGCCUGGCGACGGUGCAGUGUGCAUCAUCUGGGCGCACCGCGGACCAACAGGUCAAUUCAAAAAGAACGAUUUCUCUCGGCAUAGUUGUAUUUCCAGGCUUCGAGCCUCUCGACGUGUUUGGCCCCUUGGAGAUGUUCUUUGGCAUCUCCCGGUCUUAUAAAAUGUCACUCUCCGUCAUCGCCGAGAAGCCCGGUCCCGUGAGCGCCGGCAGUCCUCCCAUCAAGGUUGGCAACGGGACGGAGCCUCAGGACUUUGGAUACAUGCUCCAACCAACCAUUCACGCGACGCACUCCUUUGCCAACGCCCCCGCUCUCGACAUCGUGCUCGUUCCUGGCGGCAAAGGGAACGUCGCGCUCGAGCAGAACAACAACACUUCGGUCGAGGACUUCAUCCGGCGCCGCGCCAACCAGGUCGACUACCUGUUGAGCGUGUGCACCGGCGCCGUAAGCCUGGCCAAGGCUGGCGUCUUGGAGGGCCGUAGGGCGACAACAAAUAAAGGUGCCUGGGCUUGGGUUACGAGCCACGGCAAGAACAUUACGUGGGUGCCGGUCGCCCGAUGGGUUGAGGACGGCAAGGUCUGGACCAGCUCUGGAGUGGCUGCAGGUGAGCAUGAGGCCCAGAAUCCGAGAAUGACUACUCAGAGAUGCAAUUCUGAUGCGAUCAAAGGAAUGGACAUGGCGUAUGCGUUCCUGUCGCACUUGUACGGCAAAAAUGAUAAGCAUGUCGAUGGCUGGAUGAACGCGGUCGAGUACGCCCCGCACGUCAACGCCCACUGGGACCCGUACGCCGUCGUCCAUAAGGUAACUGCGUCUAUAAGUCUUUGAACAUGCGCCGCUGCUAACCAUUUCUCUUAGGUCCCUGGGUCGGACCCAAAAGCCGAUCUGUCGGACUGCACGAAGCCAGCUGGAUACUGAAGUAACAUACAGGUGGUGCGCGCGAGAACCUGUUGUCGCGGUUCGCCAAGUUUUCCGCAUGCAUGUGCAUACCUGGUCAUUCUUUAUCAUAAGUCAUACUAUAAUUCUAUAAUUUACUUCGCGUCUAGUCGUCUGCGGCAGGGGCAACGGAUCGGAGAGUUUCCUUGUCCGAGCAUGAAGCAUGCCUCGAGGUCCAUCGUUCAAGCUGCUGCGGCACGCCGUGCCUCCUCGCCAGAAACGCCAGGAUGCGGUCAUCGCGCGACUGGCCGUCUAAUAUGCUGGCCCAGGCCUGAAGCUCCUCCAUUAUGGCAUCUUGAAGCACGAUUUGCAACAUUCUCUGCCUCUCCCCAUUGGAUCGAAGGCGCUUGACUUGCAACACGGCGCCCAACAUGGCCAACGCCAACAGGACCAUGGCAAAGGUGGCAUUAGAGGUAUGAAUUGGCUUUUGACGCAUAGCGCUCGGCGGCUCGGUAUUGUUAUUCGUCGUCGUACUUGCCUCCCGAUCCCAUGAACCUGCACGCUGCGAUGCUGCUGGCCGGUGGCCUGAGCCCCAUCCCUCGUUGCAAGUCUCAUAAAGCCGCCGCUUCUGUGGGUCGCUCAGGAUGUUGUGCGCUGCAAUGACAAGACGAUACCGCUCCAGGCCGACGGCGCGGGGAAUGGCCCGCUCUACCGACGCAUCGUACAUGUCCGGGUGGUAGAGUUUGACCAGGCGAUGGAAAUUCUCCUUCGAGUAGGCCUGCCCAGGCUUGACCCCGAGGAUCUCGUGGGGCGACGGAGUAGCAGUGCACGGCCAAGAUGCCAGUUCGCUCUGGCGUGACGUGGAGAAUGAGUGUCUUCUCCCAGACUCGUACCGGCGGUGUCCAUGGAGCACAGGACAUGCUCGCGAGACGAAUCGUGCCGGGACAGGCAUGAUGAUGUGAACGCGCUGAACGUGGUGGAACAGAGGUUGAUGCCGCUGUAGUCGUUUGCCUGCGAUCAGACAUGAACGUAGUCGACAUAGCAAGGGACGCGUGUGCGACCGAGGGCUUUAAUCAUCUACGAUGCGAGGCACCUUGUCACGACAUGAAGUCACCGAGUCUCAAACACUGUCGGUCGCGUUGCAAUAGUCAAGGGUCAGAUACCAAAUGGCGCAUUCAUGCUCGUGAUCCGAGCGCCAUGCAGUACAUGUCUCCAUGACGUUACAAGGAGCACUCGAAGUGGCAUAUGGCGUAGCAGAACGCAGCCGCACAGCGCCUGUCUAAAACUCAGCUACGACUGCAUCAAUGUCGAUACGGAGACCCCCUACGGUUUGCUUCAAGAAAAAGAGAGUUUCGGUGACCAGCCGCAGCGGAAUGGCAGCAUUGCAUGAGCCAUCAGGGUGGACUGGCAGCAAGCGCCGCUUCGUGCCGCCUCUCCAGUCCCAUGAGAUCUGGCAAGCUAGUACAUCAUGGAACUGAUUAUUUGCUUGAUGUAUACGGUGAGCGUUUGAGGGUCGUGGUAGACACGACAUGGCCAAACGAGCUAAUAUUGAAGCUGAGGUGGCAUCGGUGUGCAUGCCGGCAACUGCUAGUACGGCCCUGAGCAUGUUAUAAUUGGGCGACUUGUAAAACACUCUCGAUGUCGCUCGCUGCAGUCGGGCUCCGCUGCGCAGAUUGUCCGCAGCACCAUUCAUCUGUUUCUGCAUCGUUCCCACGCGCUCUCAAUGCCGCACUGAAAUAGAUGGCCUCCCCGAAGCCCGGGUCAACUAUCGUCUCGUCGAGUAUCUUCGGCUCUGGUGCUCACCUUAAAACACCUACGCAAGCUUGUGCGGCGCUGGACUCCACAGCCGCCCAUCUCGAGCAAGAGACCCCCCUGAGGACGCUACAACACGAAAGAUCGAUAGCACGGGCGCUUAAUACUUCAACGGUAUUUAGCUGCAUUUAAUUUGCCAUUUGAUCAAAGUCCCUACAACUAGAUCACUCACGACACUGAUAUACAAUGCCGCAUCCUUCAGGAUUUGCUCGUACCCAGCAACUUGGCCAGCUCCUCGGCAAUUGCGAUGGUCUUCUCCUCUGUCAACCUCCGCCCGAUAAUCUGGACUGCGACAGGCGCGCCGUCGUACGCCUCCGCAUCAUCUAUUCCAGUCAGCCUCACAUGUCAUGCAUCCAGUAAAACGAACGGGUGAAAACUCACACUCUGCUUGGACGAUCCUGUCCAUCUCCGUAAGCGGUUCAAACGAGGCAUUCUUUAGGUCCACAUUCUUGUCGGCAAAGGUGACAGGCACCACGACGCUCGUAAAGUCGAGCACGUUGAUGGCGGUGGCAUAGCCGUAGUAUUUGAAGCGGUUGUGGCGGACAGCGGCAGUGGGCGUGAUGGGCGCGAUAAUGGCAUCAACCUCGCGGCCAAGCUUCUCUUCUAGCCCGCGCAAUUUCGCCAGGUACUCGUUCUGAUAGCGCCACUUCUCAAGGUUGGCGUCCCAAGUGCGGUUGAUGUCAAGCUUGGGCAGGGUCGGGUUGAUGAGGUCGCUGAAGUUGGGGAUGGCAGGCUCGCCGGACUCCUUGAGUGUGGUGAAUACGUCCUGUUUGUACGGCGGGCGUCAGUAAAUUCGAGCGGUUGAGUGCAUCAAGGAGAAACCUACGGAGCCACCGUCGGCGGCGUAAAUUCUGUUGGCGAGAUCGACUGCAUAUGGGUGCUUGUAAGGCUCCCACGAUACAACGGUAUGACCGGCUUCCUUGGCCUUGGUGACCACCGUGUCUACGGCUCGCAGGAUAGGAGGGUGAGGCAGAACCUGGUUGAACAGCACCGUUAGCAAGGCACCAUUUUGGGUGGCAAUGGGAGCAAAGUACAUUUCCGUCGCAGGAGUAGAAGCCUAGGGUCAGGCCGCCAGAGGCUACUUUGCGCCGGAUGCUCUCCUCCUCGGCCGGCCGCCAGGGCAUGGGAAUGACCUUGGCGUCGUACUGCCAUGGCAGUUGCGCCAGGACCGAGGUCGUGAAUAGUCGAAGAUCGUCGAUAGUGUGACACAUUGGCCCGCACACGCUGUGGAUCGUCUCUUGUCCCUCCAUGCUGUUCGCCAUCUCGGCAUACGGCAGGCGGCCAUGGCUUGGACGCAGGCCGAAAAGGUUGUUGAAAGCCGAAGGGACACGAAUGGAGCCGCCUGCAUAGAGUAUCAGCCCUAUACCUUCACUCGGCGCCAGUUAGAAGGGAGAGGCAGUGUACCAAUAUCGGUGCCUACACCAAUGACACCCCCCCGGAACCCCACGAUGGCCCCCUCGCCGCCUGAGCUGCCUCCACACGACCAGUUCUUGUUGCGCGGGUUGACCGUCCUGCCAAUGAUGUUGUUGAGAGUCUCGCAGACCAUUAGGCUCUGCGGGACGCUCGUCUUGACGUAGAAUACGGCGCCGGCCUUGCGCAGAAGCGCGACGAGCACCGAGUCCUCCGUGUCGAACUUGCCGAUCCAGGCGACGUAGCCCAUGGUGCAUUCGAGGCCCUGAUGAAUGAGUCAAAUGGCGUUUUACAAGUAAGCCUGUCUUGGCCGGGACUUACCUUGAUGCGAAGCUGAUCUUUGAGUGAGAUGGGUAGGCCGUGGAGCGGCCCAAUCGGCUUCUUGUGCUGGGCGUAGUAGUCAUCGAGGCUCUUUGCCUGGGCGAGGGCCAUGUCGGGGAAGAAUUCGAGGUUGCAAUUGAGCUGAGCAUGUAUUAGUAUCUUCCCAGGCUAGGAAGGGAAGUGGCUCCUAGUCGCACCAGUUGUUGUGCCAGAGCGGCCCUCUUGCAGAAGGC